GCGCUGUAGCCGGGCCGCGGCCCUGGCGCGGGUGGCACGCCUCCCCGCGAGGCCUCCCCUACUGGCGCCCCUGGGCCGGCGUAACUUCCAUGAGGACGUAGCCUCCUCGACCAACACACUCUACCUGGAGAGUCUGUACACACAGUACCAGGCAGACCCCUCGAAGUUGGAUGCCAAGUGGGGAGACUACUUCGCAGCCGUCGAGGCCGGAAAGAAGGCUGAGCCUCCUCUGUCCGGCGCGGCACUGAGGGAAGCCGGGAUCGAGACGCGGCUCGCGGCUGCUGUCACAUCCGGUCAGGCUGCGGCCGGGCUUGUGGCGACAAGCAGCGGUGCAGGCGGCCUGCAGAACCUCAUUCGGGCCUAUCAGGUACGUGGCCACGAAGCCGCUUCCCUGGAUCCACUCAAUCUCCAUGCCUGGCGCCACUGGGAAGAGAAGGGAAUCUCAGGGACCGCUCCAGAGUUGGACCCUGCGUAUCACGGCUUCUCAGAGAAGGAUCUGGACAAGACGUUCCAAGUGAAUUUCGCUGGCCUGAACACCAGCUCCACCUUGCGUGACAUCGUGGCCGCCCUGAGAAGUGUAUACUGCAACACCGUCGGCAUUGAGUACAUGCACAUCGGUGAUCUCCAGAAGUUGGAUUGGAUCCGGACGCGUGUAGAGAGCCCCGACUUUCUCCCGAAGGAUAAGACGCGGCUAUCAAAGAUCUACAGUGAGCUUAUGAAGGUGGACACUUUCGAGCAGUUCCUCAACACUCAGUACAAGACCACGAAGCGCUUCGGGGUCGAUGGUGGUGAGGCCGCCGUUGCCGGUGUCAAUGCCGCCAUCGAGAAAGCGUCGGAGAUGGGGGUUCAGGAGGUUGUCAUCGGCAUGCCGCAUCGCGGCCGCCUGAAUGUUCUGACGAAUGUCGUCGGCAAGCCGCUGGUGCAGAUGUUCGCAGAGUUCAAGGGGACCCACUACGACUUCGAGAACUUGGUCCAGAAGAGUGAAAACGACGAUUGGCUCUUCGCGGGAGAUGUGAAGUACCACCUUGGAACCUCCAACAUGCGCGAGUUUUCCAACGGGAAGUCCGUCCUAGCGACGCUGGAGGCGAACCCAUCACACUUGGAGACGGUGAACACCGUUACGCUGGGUCGAGCUCGGGCCAAGCAGUACUACUUGGGCAAUACUGCGGAGACGAGGUCGCGGGUCAUGCCGAUUCUUUUCCAUGGCGACGCCUCCUUUGCUGGCCAGGGCGUCUGCUACGAGACCCUGCAGCUCGCGCAUGUCACGGAGUUCGACGUCGGUGGCACCAUCCACGUCAUCAUCAACAAUCAGGUGGGCUUCACCACAGACCCUGUCGAUGACCGCUCCACGAUGUACUCUUCGGACCUGGGCAAAGGCUUCGGCCUCCCGGUUCUCCACGUCAACGGCGACGACCCCGCCGCAGUGACCUCGGCUUUCCAACUGGCUGCGGAGUGGCGACAGACCUGGGGACAGGAUGUGAUCGUCGAUGUGAUAUGUUACCGACGCUUCGGGCACAACGAAACGGAUGCUCCGGAGUAUACCCAGCCGGUGCUCUACAAGCAAAUCAACAAACAUCCGAGGACGCACGCCGUCUUCGAAGAGAAGCUUCUUGCCAGCGGUGUGAUGUCGCAGGCUGAACUCGACUCUGUCAAAGGCAACCUUUGGAAGCAGCAUGAGGAGGCUUUCAAAGAGGCGGACAGCUUCAAGCCGGACGAGGACAUGGGCAACUGGGUGGCCACGAAGUGGGAGGGUUACGUGCGCCCCACGGACAAGGCUCAAUCGCAUCCCACAGGAGUGGACCUCGAGCUUCUGAAGUCCAUCGGCGCAAAGCUCUGCGCAGUCCCGGAGGGUUUCAAGCUGCACAACGGCUUGAAACGCCAGCUCAAGAAGAAACUGGAGGACAUCGAGGGAGGAGAAACCAUCGAUUGGGCCACCGCAGAGGCCCUCGCAUUUGCCUCGCUGCUGCUGGAAGGCAACCACGUGCGAAUCACGGGACAAGAUGUCCAGCGCGGCACCUUCGCCCAUCGGCACUGCGUUGCGAAGGAUCAGAGCACCGGGGAAGAUUUCUGCUUCCUGAACAACCUCGACCUCGGUCCGCAGGAAACUUUCAUCGCGCGGAACUCCAUCCUUUCUGAAUAUGGCGUACUGGGCUUCGAGCUGGGCUACAGCUACGAGAACCCUCGCGCAUUGGUCCUUUGGGAAGCACAAUUUGGUGACUUCGCCAACACGGCGCAGGUGAUGAUCGACCAGUUUGUAUCUGCUGGGGAGCACAAGUGGCUUCAGCAGACCGGCUUGGUCAUGCUCCUCCCCCACGGCUACAUGG
Molecule: messenger RNA, 2324 nt
Organism: Symbiodinium sp. CCMP2456
Lineage: Eukaryota; Dinophyceae; Suessiales; Symbiodiniaceae
Source: the annotation of a GenBank genome assembly